UUCGUGCCGUUAAGUUCCCUGCAUUCCCUCGACCAAAAAAUUUGCAGUUUUUAUCACUCGAAAUUAGAUCAAAAUAGAGUGAGAGACCGAAAUGGGUUUGAAGCUGUACGUCGAUCGGCUGUCUCAGCCGUCGCGUGCCGUCUUAAUCUUCUGCAAGGUGAACAAUAUUGAUUUCGAGGAGGUGAGGAUUGAUAUUGGCAAAGGUCAGCACAAAUCACCAGAAUUCAAAGAAAUCAAUCCAAUGGGGCAGGUUCCAGCAAUUGCUGAUGGAAGAUUUAAACUCUUUGAGAGUCAUGCCAUUCUGAUCUAUCUCGCUUGUGCUUUUCCGGGAAUUUCAGAUCACUGGUAUCCUGCUGAUCUUUUCAGCAGAGCCAAAAUUAACUCAAUAUUAGCCUGGCAUCACUCCAACCUACGUCGCGGUUCAGUAACCUUUAUUCUGAAUAGUACACUGGCACCUGCAUUUGGUCUUCCGUUGAACCCUCAAGCAGCAGAGGAGGGUGAGAUACUUUUGCUGUCUUCUCUCUCAAAUAUUGAAUCCCUUUGGCUUAAAGGAAAUGCAAAGUUUUUACUGGGAAAUCCUCAGCCAUCCAUUGCUGAUCUCAGCCUUGUUUGUGAAAUUAUGCAUUUGGAGGUUGUGGAUGAUAAUCAUCGGCAGAGAAUAUUAGAACAUCAUGAAAAGAUUGUGCAGUGGAUUGAAAACGUGAAGAACUAUACACAUCCUCAUUUUGAGCAAGUGCAUGGCGUUCUCUACAAACUGAAGAAGAAGUUGCACAGCAAGUCGAGCUCUACAGCACGGUUAUAUUCAAAGCUUUGACAUGCUAAAGGGAUUUUUACUCAUAAACAUACCGUGAACUGUCUAUGAAGUAAUAGAUUUAAGUGUUUCCUGUAAUUAAGUUGCUUAGUGACUUCCUUUGCUUGGAAGCCACUAUUUGUGUAGAAAUCUGUUUGCCUAUGACUUGCCCUUGGAAAUGGAUAUUUGUUUAUCAUCAUGAAAUACAAUAUGCAAGCUGCUGAAAUUUAUGGCAA
This is a messenger RNA of Asparagus officinalis (garden asparagus), 1026 nucleotides long. Its product is annotated as glutathione S-transferase T1-like. The record is from RefSeq and is a predicted model, not a curated record. The transcript is spliced from 7 exons. Lineage: Eukaryota; Viridiplantae; Streptophyta; Magnoliopsida; Asparagales; Asparagaceae. The coding region runs from base 92 to 814 and encodes 240 amino acids.